Molecule: messenger RNA, 859 nt
Organism: Triticum aestivum (bread wheat)
Lineage: Eukaryota; Viridiplantae; Streptophyta; Magnoliopsida; Poales; Poaceae
Product: E3 ubiquitin-protein ligase RNF181-like
Exons: 1
Coding region: 21-557 (178 amino acids)
Biological process (GO): ubiquitin-dependent protein catabolic process
Cellular component (GO): nucleus
Molecular function (GO): ubiquitin protein ligase activity
Source: RefSeq, a predicted model, not a curated record
CCCGUCUCCGGUUGAGCCCAAUGGAGACAGUAGCGCGAGGAGCAGAGGUUCACGUCGAGAAUGGCUGCGACGCGCCGACGGGGGAGAGCGGGAGGAGGAGGGGGCGGGACGAGUUCGAGCGCCCGCCUGAGUGGGACGCGCUGGACGCCCGGCUCGACGAGCAGGAGAGGCUGGACAGAGAGCAGGACGAAAGAAGGGACCCGGCGUCGCUGCCGGCCAUGUUGGGCCUUCCCUUGGCGAAGGUGGGCGAGACGAGAGAACAUCUCUGCCUCAUCUGCUUCGACGACUUCGUGCCCGGCUGCUACAAGAAGAUCAGGACGAUGGACUGCUCUCACUCCUUCCACCAGCGCUGCAUCUUCGACUGGCUUCUCAUUGACCGACGAUGCCCGAUUUGCCGCUUCGCCAUGGCCUCGGAGAAGGAAAGUCUCCUGGAAGAGGAAAAGAAAGAAAGGCUCCAUCGCCAAGGAGCUGCCGCGGAAGAGGAAGAAAAACUCCAUGGCCAGGGAUCUGCCGCGGCCGAAGAUACAUUUUUCAUUUUUGGAACCAACUCCUCCUGAUCUUCCAUUUGCAUCCCUUCCGGGUCAGCAGUCAGUAUGACGGCGGAAGAUCAGAGGCCGGGAUGUAUACCUUGGUUUACGGGAAGUGGUUGGCUUUUUUAGUCUUUCCAGAGCACAUGCUAUAGGGGAAAAUAGAGUAUAGUGCACUGCUGGAUAAUUCGUGCUUGGCCGCGCCAGGAACAUGUAGAUGUAGGCAUGACUGGUGCUGGUGAACAGUGUGGUUCGGUGGAGGCAGCCUGUUUGGUCAGGUCACGCUAUUAUCUCAGAGUUGAUAGACAAGUUUAUCUGUUUCUGGGGCCUAU